Entelurus aequoreus (snake pipefish) is the source of this 1773-nucleotide messenger RNA. It is a transcript of the gene spef1, whose product is annotated as sperm flagellar 1. The coding region runs from base 110 to 844 and encodes 244 amino acids. Gene Ontology annotation, biological process: regulation of cytoskeleton organization. The transcript is spliced from 7 exons. Gene Ontology annotation, molecular function: microtubule binding. Lineage: Eukaryota; Metazoa; Chordata; Actinopteri; Syngnathiformes; Syngnathidae. The record is from RefSeq and is a predicted model, not a curated record. Gene Ontology annotation, cellular component: axoneme.
AGCAACCACCUUGAAACAACCAAGAGAGUUGACAGGCGCCUGAGCGGGCAAACUUACACAUUCAGUUUUGUUUUUGUUUGGAAAAGUAACCAAAACACGUCCGCGGCGAAUGGAGCGAGAGUUAGACGAGGAAGAGCUGCAGGAUUUCUACGCAUGGAUCGAUAAAAUCCCUCUCUCGAGGCCCAAAAGAAACAUCACCAAUGACUUCAGCGACGGAGUAAUGGCAGCUGAAGUUGUGAAGCAUUUCUUCCCAAAGCUUAUUGACUUGCACAACUACACUCCUGCCAGCUCAACACAACAAAAGCUCAGCAACUGGAGCCUUCUCAACAGGAAGGUGUUUUCCAAGUUGAACUUCCACGUGCCUGAGAAGUCAGUGAAGAAGAUUGUACUAAGAACGGCGGGAGUGAUCGAGAGCGUGCUGACCACCCUACGUGAGAAGAUAGACAAGAAGCUAGAGUACAACUCACACAACGUACUAGAUUUGGAAUACUAUGACACCAGCAAUGCAGAGAGCAGUCACACAGAUCUUUGUGAGUCUGAGGUGAGGUAUCUGUCUCAGAUGGCAUCUGACGGGCUGAACAAGGAUGAUAAGUUGAAAUUGGAAAAAAGCAGAAUACAAAACACAGCCCAGUUUUACUCCAACUUGGACCCGCCUCUGCGGAAAAUUCUGAAAGAAAAAGAGCAUGCGGCCAUGGCUUUGCAGGAGACAGUCGAGAUCCUGCAGAUGAAGGUGAGCAAGUUAGAGCGUCUGGUUCAGCUGAAGGACUUGCGGAUAGACGAUCUGAGGCAGAACCUGGAAAAGUGUAACUGUACGAAUGGAAAACAAAAUUAUUCAAACAUGUAGCAUGUAAAACUUAGAAAUACUUAAAAUUAAGUACAAGACUUGGAAUCGUUUGCUUUGCUUCAGCUAAUCCCUCAAAUUAAAAGAAGCAAUGUUAAUUUACAGUUUGUUAAUUUACUUAGAUUUUUUUAACUGUCGCUCCCAUAAGAAACAAUAGAAUGAGUUAUACCUGUAAAGCGCUUUUCUACCUUCAAGUUACUCAAAGUGCUUUGACUCUAUUUGGCGGGAGCUGCCAUGCAAAGCCCCAACCACGACCUAUCAGGAGCAAUGGUGAAGUCUUCUUCGUUAUUUUUUUCCCCUUCCCAAACACUUAACAUAUCUAAGCAUUUCAUAAAGUAAAAUACAAGAAAAGGCAACAAGAGAAGUAUACCACACUUUUAUUUUGUAAAGUAAAUAUGUACAGCAGAUAUAGGCAUCUACAUUAACAAUAUGAUUUCAGGACAGGACAGAUAAAAAAAAGGAUACAUUAUUUUAUUUUUAUUUUUUAAUAUGGGACAUCCCGUUGGCCAGAUUGUUGACUCUAGUUUUUUGGGUCCCCCUGGUUUAGAGUAUCAAAAGGAGGCCUUUUAUGGCUGCUUAUGGGUUAUUAUUUGCAGAUUCUUGCUUUUUGUGGAGUCUCGUCCAAAGAUGGCAAAAAUGUGUCCUUAUUGGUUUAUAAAACACUGUAAAUACAUUUGGAAAUAAAUAUGCUUCUUUUUUUGUAAGGGACCCCUUUGAACUACACCAGCAACUUCAUGUGAUAAUGUGGUUGUAAAGUGUGUUAUUGUUUUGUUCAAGACACAGUGUAUAUUGUCACUGCCUGAUAUCUUCAGGUCAUACUUUAUUUAACACGACAGCCUCUGUUCUUUGUGGAUUUUUAUUAUCAUUUAAACAUGUGGGCUUUUGUACAGCUCAAGAUGUUUGAUUGCCAUGUACUCUCAAUAAAUAAACAA